Haemonchus placei is the source of this 207-nucleotide messenger RNA. Lineage: Eukaryota; Metazoa; Nematoda; Chromadorea; Rhabditida; Trichostrongylidae. The record is from the annotation of a GenBank genome assembly.
AUGAUGAUCGAAAACAAUACUGUUCACAUUCAAAGCGAUGCCGAUUUCCAGUUCGUUGGGCAUCCAGCCGGCCAGCCGUCCACUCAGCCCCCGAACGUCUCUCGUUCGACUCCGCCAUACAACCGUCCGUUGGCUCAACCGGAUGAUGGCUGCCGAGCCAUGCCAGCAAUAUGUGGAGAUGAAGCAGCAUCGGAUAUAUUACGUUAG